AUGGAAACAGCAGCUAGAGAUCCUUACACACAGAUGUAUUUUAAGGUGUUGGGCUCUUUAAUAGACAGAAUAAAGAUGUUGGACACAGUGCCUGUCCCACAUACGGCUCAAGGGAAGGAACAUGUCUUCACCAACCUGUCCCUGCAGAACAACACCAUCGGCACCUACCAGCUGGCCAAGGCCAUGACCACCCCCGCCAUCAUCCUCAUCCAGUCGCUCUUCUACGGCAAGACCUUCUCCGCCCACGUGCGCCUGACCCUGAUUCCCAUUACUCUCGGUGUAAUCCUGAAUUCCUAUUGUGACGUGAAGUUUAAUUUCCGUGGACUGGUGUUUGCUACUCUCGGUGUGUUAGUCACAUCCCUUUAUCAAGUGUGGGUUGGAGUCAAACAGCACGAGUUGCAAGUGACCUCCAUGCAGCUGCUAUACUACCAAGCGCCCAUGUCAUCGGUCAUGCUGUUGGCCGUCGUGCCCUUCUUUGAGCCCGUGUUCGGAGAAGGGGGGAUAUUCGGACCCUGGUCGCUUUCUGCUGUGCUUAUGGUGCUGCUGUCUGGUGUGGUGGUCUUUAUGGUAAACUUGUCCAUUUACUGGAUCAUUAGGAACAUGUCACCCGUCACUGCCAUUGUUCUUACACUUCCCUUGACUAUCUUUUCUCUUAUGGAUGUUAUCUACACCAUCUCAGAUUUGACACUCAGGAACCAAUACUCUAUCAGAGCAGUCACCGAACAGACCAGCUUUGCUCAUAAGAGACUGUUCACACUCGUAUAA
This is a messenger RNA of Ornithorhynchus anatinus (platypus), 765 nucleotides long. Its product is annotated as solute carrier family 35 member E3-like. Bases 1 to 765 code for a protein of 254 amino acids. The transcript has 3 exons. The record is from RefSeq and is a predicted model, not a curated record. Gene Ontology annotation, molecular function: antiporter activity; nucleotide-sugar transmembrane transporter activity. NCBI's taxonomy places the organism in Eukaryota, Metazoa, Chordata, Mammalia, Monotremata, Ornithorhynchidae. Gene Ontology annotation, cellular component: Golgi apparatus.